This is a messenger RNA of Oppiella nova, 791 nucleotides long. NCBI's taxonomy places the organism in Eukaryota, Metazoa, Arthropoda, Arachnida, Sarcoptiformes, Oppiidae. The record is from the annotation of a GenBank genome assembly.
AAGUGGUCGGCAAUCAUGACGACCAACAAAAGUAUAGACAAAUCGCUGAGAAUUAUGUGACGGAAUGGAUUCGUAUGGGAGAAGACCCCUCUAAUAAACACAUGAAACUCAGUUAUAAUGACAACAACACCUGGUUUUUAAUGUAUAAUUUCUAUGCGGAUGUGCUUUUGGGCACUAAAUUGAUCCCCGAAUCGAUAUACAAACAACAGGACGAGUGGUACCUAUCAAUAGAAAAUUAUUAUGGCGUACCCUUAGGUAGUGGUAAAUCUCAUACAAAGUUUGAUUGGGUUAUGUUUACGGCCGCCGCCUCUACUAACCCCAAACUCCGACAGUCUAUGUUUGAUAGGACUGCCCAAUGGCUUCGGGAAACGCCAGCCCACGUGCCCUUUUCAGACUGGGCUGACACACAAACUGGUGUUUCCCCCGGAUUUGUUAACCGACCGGUUAUUGGGGGUAGUUGCAGUGCUGUUGACAACGAUGUAUUACCAGCCGUACCACUAGUGGUUAAGAGUCCAUACCUGUCCACAUGGAUGACCAGUCGCCAGUUGAUGGGUGAUUGGCCCCGAUUCUGGAACGGAAACAUUAAAGGUAUGGCCGGUUUGGUGAGAGUGAACGGACAGACCUACGAGUUUAUGGGUCACCCGACUCAGGAAGACAUCGGCACCAAAUUGCAGGCCAAACAGGUGUCCCUUAAGGUGACUCCCACUCAGUCUAUAUUCACGUUCAAUGCCGGCCCCAUCGCACUGGCAGUCAAUUUCUUCACACCCAUAGACCCGACAGAUCUCAAGCGA